AUGGCCGCCGUCGGCCGGCGCUGCGCGUCGCCCGCGCACGGGUGGGGCGCGUUCGCCUACUUCGCCCUGUCCGCGGCCAACUCCGUCGGCUUCCUGGCGCACCCCUGCAUCGGCUUCUGGCUCUUCCAGCACGCUUGCGCGACGGACCUCGACGAGCGGAGCUCCAUGGCGGCGGCCUACAGGGCAGCAAAAGGGUGCGAAAUUCCCAACUUCAAAGGCUCAUAUCUCGGUCGUUUUCCACUCGCGGCGUACGCGGCGCCGACGCUCGCGCCGCGCGCGAAGAAGGACGACGACGCCUACGGCGCCCUCGACGACAUGCAGCCCACGCUCUCCUACGCGGGCUCCGACCUCUGGCACUGGCUCACGUUCCAGGAGCUCCGCCACCUCGAGCACCACGACUUCCCGGGCAUCCCCUGGACGCGGCUCGCCGCGCUCGCCAAGGCCGCGCCCGAGUUCUACGCGCCGACCCACGUCUACCACGUCCCCUCCAUCGCGACGCUCCUCGCCACCUGGCUCAAGGGCAAGCGCGAGAAGUUCGACUUCGCCUGCCGCAAGCGCCUCGUCGCGCGCGCGCGCGACCGCGCCGUCGAGCUCUCCGUCGCCCACGUCGCGCCCGCCAAGCACUAG
Messenger RNA from Aureococcus anophagefferens, 627 nucleotides. RefSeq lists its product as hypothetical. Gene Ontology annotation, biological process: ceramide biosynthetic process. Lineage: Eukaryota; Pelagophyceae; Pelagomonadales; Pelagomonadaceae. The record is from RefSeq and is a predicted model, not a curated record. Gene Ontology annotation, molecular function: sphingolipid delta-4 desaturase activity. The coding region runs from base 1 to 627 and encodes 208 amino acids. The transcript is spliced from 2 exons.